Messenger RNA from Haliotis rufescens (red abalone), 1273 nucleotides. RefSeq lists its product as uncharacterized. The coding region runs from base 132 to 851 and encodes 239 amino acids. The record is from RefSeq and is a predicted model, not a curated record. The transcript is spliced from 4 exons. NCBI's taxonomy places the organism in Eukaryota, Metazoa, Mollusca, Gastropoda, Lepetellida, Haliotidae.
GUUUCAUACACGGUCAUUUUUAAAUCAAGACUCAGAGGAACCUGUUCUGUUGAAUGCUGACCAGGUCGUCGCAUUUUUAAGAGCGUGGCUUUUUCGUCAAGACGUGGAAGAAGGUAGUCACCGGUUCCACAAUGCCAAGGCACACCCCAUCGUUUCUGCUCCUUAUUAACACAAUGGCCAGACUGAUUUACACGUCAAGCAGCCAGACGGUCAUCACUGAGUACGCUAUGCGCCAGAACAGCUUCAGCGACAGGCUGCUGUCCCGGUUCCUCAUCUCAAGCUCCACUCAAGGAAGCAAAGUGAUGUGCCUACUGCAUUGUUUCCGGGAUGAGCGCUGCGUCAGCUUCACCUUCAAGAAGGCGAACAGCGGAUGUCGUCUCCACGGGGUAUGUUUCUCCAAGCCCAGUGAUGCGCCAUUAUCGCCUGGAACAGAACUGUUCUACCUUUCCAGGGCCAUUGGAUACAUCGGUUACCCAUGUGGUUCCAACACUGACUGUAAAACACCCACUAGUACCUGCAACGCUGGUGUCUGUGACUGCGAGAUUGGCUACAGCUUCUCUGUCAACGACAGGGGCUGCGUCCGACAUUGUUCAAGCUACGGCACCGACUUCACCGCCUACAUCGAGCGUGGUCUGCGGGACACCAACACCUUCCGCGACUGGGGCUACAGCGAGGAGGCGUGUCUGGGUUUGUGUACGUCCGAGUCAGGGUAUCUGUGUCUCACCGUGGAGCGGUACCCCGCUGACGGCUUCUGCACCCUCACGCACGCCACGUGGUUCGACGUCGCCGCCACCGACCGCGACACUGCGGCGUACGGAUACGUGAUGUAUCACAGAAACUGUGCCCUCUGAAGGCUGGAGACAGGUGUCGUACAAAACAAACCUAACGCUACGGCUGUCGUAAGUCUAUGUCGAGGUAUGGGAGUUAUGGGAGUAGAUCGCCUUCGCGCUGAGAUCGCUAUGUACAAUGGCACCUAGUACAGAGUGUCCAGGGUCCACUUGCACAAAGCGAUCUUAGCGCUAAGAUGAUCGUAACUCCCAUUCUUUAACAUAGACUUACGAUAGUCUUAGCGCUAAGAUCGCUUUGUGCAAGUGGGUCAGAGGUAUUCUGUAUGUUGCAGUGCAGUACACUGGAUGUCAUGAAGAAGUGUUUAAAAUUAGAACGCAGUUGUCAAUGUUGAAAUUUAUUUUUCGUCCUAUUUUCUUAUGAACUCGCGUGGUCCUGCAUUAUAUGUGAACGCUUUACUUUUAACAGUUGUGUACACUGAUUAACA